AUGGCAGAAUGUUCAUUGAAGUCUGUGAAAGAGUUGCCUAAGACAGAAAGAGGUACUUCCGACGCAGCAUUUCACUCUGCCAACGAAAUUGCUGCUGUACGCUGGAAUGAUAAUCGUGUCGUUUCUUUGAUGAGCAAUUUUGAAAAUACAAAAGUAAAAAACAAAGUAGAACACUGGGUCAAGGAAGGCAGAAAAGAAGUCGAUGUGCCAUAUUGUGUCACCACCUAUAACAAAUAUAAAAAUGGAAUAGACCUUUUUGACAGUCAUGCUGAAGUUUAUUUUGCUUCAAUCCAAGGAAAAAAGUGGUAUUGGCCACUUUUCUUGAAUUGCUUUGAAACAGCUCAAAAUUGCAGCCUGGAACCUUUCUAA
Messenger RNA from Uloborus diversus, 369 nucleotides. Its product is annotated as piggyBac transposable element-derived protein 3-like. The coding region runs from base 1 to 369 and encodes 122 amino acids. NCBI's taxonomy places the organism in Eukaryota, Metazoa, Arthropoda, Arachnida, Araneae, Uloboridae. The record is from RefSeq and is a predicted model, not a curated record. The transcript has a single exon.